UUUAACACCGGGCUGCAGCUACGUCUCCAGUCCACCAGGUGGCAGUCGAGGACCUUGCUUGGGAGCUGUCGAAGAGAGACCCAAGGAAGCCUAAAGAAGAAGGAGGAGCGCUGUCAUGGCGGCCAAGGUGGCCCUUGUGGCCGUCCCGACAGUGCUAGGCAUAGCCUCCAUCCGUGUGUACACCGUAAGUGAAGCCCCCACUGAUGGACUCACCUCUCGAGAAAAGCUGAACAUCUACACCCCCCUGCCACAGUCUGCCGUGGCUCAGUUUGUUCCAGAGCAGCCCGGUUUGAUUCAGAGAGGGUUAACUUCAGCCAGAGGGCAUACUACCAUUUGUCCUGGCUGUCAAGGUGUUCAUUUGGUUGCCUGUGUAUCUGUGAAACGGGAACUCGUUAUUCUAUACCACGGAUUCCCAGAUGUGUAUUAUUACUUGAAAGACCCUCCCCGGUUUCUACCCAGAUUUGGCACCAUCACGAUGGCUGGCUUGAUCGGCAUGUUCUUGGCACGGAAAGGAUCUCGUUUCAAGAGGGUAGCUGUUCCGAUGGGUCUGAUGAGGGGAGCUUCAGUGUGCUAUCCGGCCCAAGCUGUGGCUGCGCUAAAGGUGACAAGUAAGAAAGUAUAUUCUGCAGGCCAGUGGAGCGGUGCUGCUGUGUCUUCGCUGCUCACCUCAAAGCCCAAGGAGCCUGUCGCCAAAGAAGUAGCUGCCUCACAACCAGAGGUGUCUCCAGUGCCAAAUCCAGAAUCUGCAGUGGUAAGUGAACCUUCAGAGGCCAGCUCAGACCAGAGCACUUCAGUCCCUGAGAAAGAGGUGGAAUCAGCUGAGUCUGUCCCCGUCUCUGAAGAACCGAUUGUCUCUGUUGUAACAGACGAGGUGUCAUCAGUCACACUCACAGAGAUAUCACCAGACCAGACCACUACACAGGCCAAUACAGAUCCAGCAGAGACCACCAUAACCUCAGAGGAAAUAUCUGCACCCAUUGAUAGCGAUGCCUCCACACCGAGCUUAGGAUCUGAAACAGCAGAGACUGCUCCAGUGGAGUCUGCUCCUGUUGAGUCUGCCCCAACAGAGCCUGCUCAGAUUGAAGCUGCUCCAGUUGAAACUGUUCCGGUUGAGUCUGCCCCAGUCGAAUCUGCUCCUGUAGAAUCUGCUCCCAUCGAGUCUGCCCCAGCAGAGCCUGCUCAGGUUGAAUCUGCCCUCGUCGAGUCUGCCCCAGCAGAGUCUGCUCCAGCUGAGUCAUCUCCCUUUGAGUCUGCUCCUGUAGAAUCAGCUCCUGUCGAGUCUGCCCCUGCAGAGCCUGCUCAGGUUGAAUCUGCCCCUGUGGAGUCUGUUUCAGUGGAGUCUGUUCCAGUGGAGUCUGUUCCAGUGGAGUCUGUUCCAGUGGAGUCUGUUCCAGUGGAGUCUGUCCCAGCAGAGCCUGCUCAGGUUGAAGUAGCUCUAGUUGAGUCUGCUCCAGUUGAGUCUUCUCCAGUGGAGGCUGCUCCAAUUGACUCUGUUCCUUCCUCUGAAGGACUACCUGCUCCAGAGGCCUCAGGUGAACCAUUAGUGCCCAUUGUUGAAUCAUCUGAACCCACAGCAGCUGCUGUAGAGGAGACACCGACUCAGACACUAACACCACCCGCUCCUCUGCAGCCUGACGCAGAAAACAAACAAGGGGGCUCUGGUUUCAAGCCUGACCCUGCUCUGAUGGACUUUGGUCAGUCUAGCCCAGAGGAUGAAGACCUGUACAGCACACGCAGCUGAAAUACCACAACCAACCUCAGCACAAAUCUCAUUCCCACACUGCUGUCUCGUAACUCAUUCAGAUAACACUUUGUACCACAAUGCAGAAUAAAUAAAUAGGACUUUUUUUUUUACUGUGGCAGCAAGCAGGUUAAGGAAGUCUCCUUAACAUUUCUGUUCUCAUUUUUUCAGCCCACAUCAUUCAUAUUUCAGAAAUGCUUCAACUGCAUUUGCCUCAAUUAAGUAAUGAAAAAAGUAUUGAAAAAUUCCACAGAACUGAGUCGGCUUGCAAAGCCGGACAGAAACUUGGAAAAACAACCUCCCACAACAAGCCUUUCAAAUCACAGAUGGCAGAUUCACUCUCUGUAUUUGUCAUUUUACAAUUACUGGAAACUACUAGAGCCUUCAGUCAUGAGUGCAUGGUGCUUUUAUUUAUUGUAAUUGAGCCCGCUGCAUUGUUAAGUUAAUCAUACUGCAUAUGUGCUGGUAAUGAUUACAAGAUGGACCAGUGCUGCUCCAUGUUGUUUCAUCAGAAAUGUUCCUCAGUUGUUUAAAACCAAAAAUAAAUUUAUAUUUUUCACGAUUUGA
This is a messenger RNA of Notolabrus celidotus (New Zealand spotty), 2308 nucleotides long. It is a transcript of the gene apool, whose product is annotated as apolipoprotein O-like. NCBI's taxonomy places the organism in Eukaryota, Metazoa, Chordata, Actinopteri, Labriformes, Labridae. Gene Ontology annotation, biological process: cristae formation. Gene Ontology annotation, cellular component: MICOS complex. The record is from RefSeq and is a predicted model, not a curated record.